AUGGGCGAGUUGAUAUCUACAAUCGAACUAGAAAUUCGCAUAGCACCCCACAAAACCAACAAGCUGCAGAUGCAUACACGAAAAGAAAAUCAGUACAGAACUAACAGCAGCUGCAGCAGCAACAACAACAAUAUUAAUGGAACACCACAAACCCUACAAUCUAAAAACCCUAGAAGCAAACACCACUAA
Molecule: messenger RNA, 189 nt
Organism: Dovyalis caffra
Lineage: Eukaryota; Viridiplantae; Streptophyta; Magnoliopsida; Malpighiales; Salicaceae
Source: the annotation of a GenBank genome assembly